This is a messenger RNA of Lampris incognitus (smalleye Pacific opah), 1687 nucleotides long. Its product is annotated as UDP-glucuronosyltransferase 2C1-like. Gene Ontology annotation, molecular function: UDP-glycosyltransferase activity. The coding region runs from base 74 to 1678 and encodes 534 amino acids. Lineage: Eukaryota; Metazoa; Chordata; Actinopteri; Lampriformes; Lampridae. The transcript has 2 exons. The record is from RefSeq and is a predicted model, not a curated record.
GUGAAACCAGACUUUGUGCAAGCAUAUGAAAAGCCCACUGUGUCUCAGAUAACAAGGUAACCUUUGGGAUCUGAUGCCUCAACACAGAACACAUCAGGACAUGAUCACUCUUUUCCUGACCACCCUCAGCCUCCUGUUUUGCAGGCCUGGUUAUUGCCAUGAAAGCAGUAUGCUGGUGGUUCCAGUCGAUGGAAGCCACUGGAUCAACAUGGAGGUGAUCCUGAGAGAGCUGCACUCGAGAGGUCACAGCAUCACUGUGCUGCGCUCUACUAAGAGCUGGUAUAUCCCAGAGUAUUCCCCUUUCUAUACUUCCAUUAAUGUGCGCAUGAUGGAGGAUGAGGUGGACAGGAACUUCUACAAUAAGCUAAUGCAAAGGAUUAUGAUGCACCGUCAACUGCCAGCUUUCAUACGCUCCUUCCGCCAACAGUUUGAGCUCACGUCCAUGUUGGAAAAGGGUAAUAAAAUUUGUGCUAGAGCUAUUGCAGCAAUGUUGGAUGAUCCAGUUUUAAUGAAAAAGCUGCAGGAUGCCAAAUAUGACUUAAUGUUAACCGACCCUGGCCUGCCUAUAGGGGUGUUUCUGGGUAGUUACCUCCAGCUGCCAAUGGUCUUCAAUGUACGCUGGAUCAAUAAUGGAGAAAGCCAUUUCACCAUGGCUCCCUCCCCUGUCUCCUAUGUUCCUGUGUCAGGCACAGAGUUCACUGAUCAGAUGGACUUCCUGGAAAGGACCAGGAAUGUGUUGCAUUACCUCUACAGCAUGUUGGAGCACUACUUUUUUAUAAAUCCGUGCUAUUCGAAUGUGUUAAAACGCCACUUCCCCCCUGGAGCUGACAUGCUCGCUAUGCAGCGUUCGGCUGAGAUCUGGUUAGUGAGGGCGGACUUUGUCUUUGAGUUCCCACGGCCCACAAUGCCCAACAUGGUCUAUAUAGGGGGGUUUCAGUGCAGUGAGGCCCAGCCCCUUUCUGCCGAGUUGGAGGCCUUCAUGCAGAGCUCUGGGGAGCAUGGGGUGGUGGUGAUGACUCUGGGGACAUUUGUGUCAGCUCUGCCCAUAGAAAAUAUGGAGGCCAUUGCCACUGCUUUUGCUCAGCUCCCCCAGAAGGUGGUGUGGAGGUAUUUGGGCCAGAGGCCGGCAUCCCUGGGGAACAACACCUUGCUGCUGGACUGGCUACCCCAGAAUGACCUCCUGGGACAUCCCAAGACACGUGCCUUUGUGGCUCAUGGAGGCACCAACGGCCUAUAUGAGGCCAUCUAUCAUGGAGUCCCUGUUGUGGGCCUGCCCCUCCUCUUUGACCAGUUUGACAACCUAUUAAGGUUGAAGGUGCGUGGGGCAGCAAGGGUGGUGGAGGCUGCCUCACUCACUCAAGAAAACUUCCUGGAGGCCCUAAGAGAUGUCCUGGAGACUCCCUACUACCGCCACAACAUGCAGCGUCUCUCCCAGCUGCACCGUGACCAGCCACAUUCCCCUAUGGACACUGCCAUCUUUUGGAUUGAAUAUGUCAUCAGGAAUAAAGGAGCAGCCCACCUGCAUUCAGCAGCUUUUAGCCUGCCCUGGUACUCCUACUUCAGUUUUGAUGUAGCUUUAAUCCUCAUCACCCUCAGUGGAGUCACUAUUUGGGUACUAGUCUCAUUGUGCGGCCUUCUCUGCUGCCGGAGAUCCAGGCAGAAGAGGAAAGUGGAGUAAGUGAUUUAA